UUUUGAUUUUUUAUUGACUUCCUCAGCAACCUUUCCCUUGGUAUAUGUGUUCAUAUAUGAUCACAUACCUCAGCCUUAGUACAAACACAUGCCCUGACUCAGGGGAGAAAAAUCUCUGUAUUGGAAAACCUUUUGGCCAGACUGGGAGGAAUGGUCCACGGGGGCCAGAAAUAUACACUACAUAGUUUGAAUUAGGCCAAAUAAUGCUUGUAAUACUAUUUUGUGAAUUGGUACAUAGUUGAUAUGGAGUGUAUUUGGGAUGCCUCCUCUUUGGGGAAGUAGUAAGAUACUAUACAGGUGGUAUGGUACGUAGUUUUUACUCACAGUGAACUGCUGUUAUGUUGUGUGUUGAUAAUUAGGUGUUUGUGUGGCAUCACCAUUUUGUGUUUCUAAUGGUGACUUGACCAGAAAGAAAUCUUUUCCAUCUGCUUUGUUAUUUCUUGUUUUCAGUAUUUGUUGUCCAACUUCUUAUUUUGUAUUGUCUUUGUUGCUUUGGUUCUUAAGGUUGGUUACAUUUCACAGUCACCUCAUGACCACAUAUUUGAGGUGCAGUUUAAACACUGGACACACUUGCCCCAUGGAGUCAUGGUGAACACAUUUGAUCUCCAGAGUAAUUUGUACACCUGACUCUAGAAUCCUGGUUCAGUGCCUUGCGUUAACAAUGUUUCUGGAGGAAACUCUCUAUUACUUAUCCAGGGAUCAUGUAGAAGACAGUCUUAGUUUAGGCAACUAAAUUAGGCAUGUGCGUUCUCUUCUUUGGCUGACAAAAUAGUGGUGGUGGUGGUUUAGCAAAAUUAUUUUUCUUCCACCUUACUCCUUUGUACGCUGGUUUGAACUGGCCUUAAAACUUACUGUUUUAACUAACUGACCUGUUACUCGAACUGUUGGCAUUAGAAAAUCGCAUUGCUUUAAUUUAAAUAACCUAAAUUCAUUUAAGCUAAAUGGAUGCACACCCUUAUUUCGAUACUGCUUUGGAGGUGCCUCUUUUUUGAUUUAGCUUAUUUGUAGUCUUGGUGCAAGUUCUUGGAUUUUAGCUGUAUCAUUGUGAAAACAAUACUGAGUCCUUAGAGAAAGUUCUCAGAUAUUCAGCUUAAAAAUUGUUAUCUUACAACUUGCAUGCUAAGAUCUCAAGAGUACUGCUUUUCAUCUGUUGUGUUUCUUAGGUGGUGCCUAGUUUUGUGUAGUUACAAUUAUUUCAGUAGAGCCUAACUUAGUGAUGAAUCAUAUCCCAGAUGCCAGUGGUUGCAUGAAUUGGGAAUACCUGGAAUCUUCUGUCUUGCCACGGAAGUUUGAUUUGUAUUUUUUUUUAACUGAUCAAAAGCUCCACAAAAUUCUAGUGAAUGAAACAGCCUUUAAAGAUAUUCCACUUGCACGUACACCACUCUCAACAUCAAAUAUUUGUGUUAUGAACAUGAAGUGAGGGAUUUCCUAGUAAGAGGUCAGUGUGUUACCAACUCUGCUGUUGUGCUUCCCAUGCUGUCCAACAGGAUCUGUCGCUGUGCAUCAGAAGGAAAACAGGGUAGAUGUCCCACUUGGAUGGGCUAUCAGGAGGAUGUGCACAGGCAGUCAUAGCAGCCUGCAGGUUUAUACAGUCUUCCUGCUGCACAGACCUGGAAGAAAGAAGAGUAUAGAAAGCUUGGCCUUGGAAGUUCUGCAGGUGCUUUAGGAAUGCAUGAUCUCAUUUUAAACAGAAUACUUCGGUGCUAGCAUGUUUUUUAGGUUAUCUUCCUGGAAAACAUAUUUUUUUGUGCAUAAAGAAUAUCUUGCUGAGUUGCUGCAACUGAGUUUAGAAUGUUACUUGACUUGUGAUUCUGAUGGAGGAAUAACAAGAGCUCAGGCUGCUGCACUGGAAGACUUUACAGGAAAUACAAAAUGUCAUCGAAUAGGAGUCAGAACCCGCAUGGACUUAAACAGAUUGGUCUCGAUCAGAUAUGGGAUGACCUAAGAGCUGGAAUUCAACAGGUUUACACCAGACAAAGUAUGGCAAAAUCCAGAUACAUGGAACUCUACACUCAUGUUUAUAACUACUGUACCAGUGUACACCAGUCUAAUCAAGCACGGGGAGCUGGAGUACCUCCUUCUAAAUCAAAAAAGGGCCAGACACCUGGAGGUGCUCAGUUUGUUGGCUUGGAAUUGUACAAACGGCUAAAAGAAUUUCUGAAGAACUACUUGACAAAUCUCCUUAAGGAUGGUGAAGAUUUGAUGGAUGAGAGUGUGCUGAAAUUCUACACUCAACAGUGGGAAGAUUAUAGGUUUUCAAGCAAAGUAUUGAAUGGGAUAUGUGCCUACCUCAAUCGACAUUGGGUUCGUCGUGAGUGCGAUGAAGGUCGUAAGGGAAUAUAUGAAAUUUAUUCACUUGCCUUGGUGACCUGGAGAGACUGCUUAUUCAGGCCAUUAAAUAAGCAGGUAACAAAUGCAGUGUUGAAAUUGAUUGAAAAGGAAAGAAAUGGUGAAACUAUCAAUACAAGGCUGAUCAGUGGAGUUGUACAAUCCUAUGUGGAGCUGGGGCUGAAUGAAGAUGAUGCAUUUGCAAAAGGACCGACACUAACUGUCUAUAAAGAAUCCUUUGAAUCUCAGUUUCUUGCUGACACGGAGAGAUUUUAUACACGAGAAAGUACUGAAUUCUUGCAACAGAACCCAGUUACAGAGUACAUGAAGAAGGCCGAAGCUCGCCUUCUUGAGGAGCAGCGUAGAGUUCAGGUGUAUCUCCAUGAGAGCACACAAGAUGAGUUAGCACGAAAGUGUGAGCAAGUACUUAUUGAAAAACACCUGGAGAUAUUUCAUACAGAGUUUCAGAAUUUGUUGGAUGCUGACAAAAAUGAAGACUUGGGUCGCAUGUAUAACCUUGUAUCUCGAAUCCAGGAUGGCCUUGGAGAGCUGAAAAAACUUUUGGAAACCCACAUUCAUAAUCAGGGUCUAGCUGCAAUUGAGAAAUGUGGAGAAGCUGCACUAAAUGAUCCAAAAAUGUAUGUUCAGACAGUGUUGGAUGUCCAUAAGAAAUACAACGCUUUAGUCAUGUCUGCAUUCAACAAUGAUGCUGGCUUCGUGGCAGCACUAGACAAAGCUUGUGGUCGAUUUAUAAAUAAUAAUGCAGUGACAAAAAUGGCUCAAUCAUCCAGUAAAUCCCCAGAGCUACUGGCACGAUACUGUGACUCUUUACUAAAGAAAAGCUCAAAGAAUCCAGAAGAAGCAGAAUUGGAAGAUACACUCAAUCAAGUGAUGGUUGUUUUCAAGUACAUUGAGGAUAAAGAUGUGUUUCAAAAAUUCUAUGCUAAAAUGCUGGCAAAGAGACUUGUGCAUCAAAACAGUGCUAGUGAUGAUGCUGAGGCAAGCAUGAUCUCCAAAUUAAAACAAGCUUGUGGUUUUGAGUAUACCUCCAAGCUGCAGCGGAUGUUCCAAGAUAUUGGUGUAAGCAAGGAUUUGAAUGAGCAAUUUAAAAAGCACCUGACCAAUUCAGAACCAUUAGAUUUGGAUUUCAGCAUCCAAGUGCUGAGUUCUGGAUCGUGGCCGUUCCAGCAGUCCUGCACAUUUGCUCUGCCAUCUGAGUUAGAACGGAGCUAUCAGAGAUUUACUGCAUUUUAUGCCAGUCGUCACAGUGGAAGAAAAUUAACAUGGUUGUAUCAGCUGUCCAAAGGGGAAUUGGUUACCAACUGUUUCAAAAACAGAUACACGUUACAGGCAUCCACAUUCCAGAUGGCGAUUUUACUGCAGUACAACACAGAAGACGCCUACACCAUGCAGCAGCUGACAGACAGUACUCAAAUAAAAAUGGAUAUCUUGACACAAGUUCUGCAGAUACUGUUGAAAUCAAAACUGCUUGUUUUGGAAGAUGAAAAUGCAAACGUUGAUGAAGUGGAGUUAAAACCAGAUACUUUAAUAAAACUGUAUCUUGGUUACAAAAACAAAAAAUUAAGGGUAAACAUCAAUGUGCCAAUGAAGACUGAACAGAAGCAGGAGCAAGAAACUACACACAAAAAUAUAGAGGAAGAUAGAAAACUACUGAUUCAGGCUGCUAUUGUGAGAAUCAUGAAAAUGAGGAAGGUUCUAAAACACCAGCAACUGCUUGGAGAAGUGCUAACACAGCUGUCCUCAAGAUUCAAGCCACGAGUUCCUGUAAUUAAGGUAUGUGAGACCUACAUCUCUGAACCUGGAUUCCAGGAGGUGAGGAGGAUAUAUACACAGACAAAACACAUGCUUCUGAAUUAAAAAGGAAAGCUAAGGAGAUGUGAUAGGCAAGGAUAGAUUUUUUUGAGUUGUGGGUAGGAAAUAUUUUAACCAGAAAUACUGCAUUUCUCUUACAGUAACAUCCACGUUUCACAUUGUUGGCAGUAGUGUAAAAUGGUAGCUGGAUUGCAUCUUUUCACAUCAGUGUCAACUUACCAGAGCCCUUGGUCCAGGCUUACCUUUUGUUCCUGCUCUCCCAGUUGUGGGAUGACAAUCAUCCUUGGGGUUGGCUUGAUAAAAGUUUCCUGCUUUCCUUUACAGUAAAAAUGUUGCAAUGGGGGGCAUUGUAUUUAAGUAUUUACUCAUAAUUAUAUUGAUUAUAUUAAUUAUUAAUUUAUGUAUAUUAAUAUAUUCAUCAGUUUGUUUAAGUGAGCUCACCAGCAGUUUUUACAUCCACAACCAAGGGGUAGGUGGGGCAAAGGACAAGACCAGUUGCAUAAACUGGCACUGGUGCAGGGCAGUGAUACAGGCAGCUCCUCACUGCUGCUGUCUUUCAUGGCCUUAAAUACGCUCUCUGCAUCUUGCUGUAAUCCUAUAUUUGCUGUCUUACUAUGAAGUUGCUCAGCUGUGAAGAUCUUCUAGUCACACCCCUGGAAUGGCAUCCAGUAAGUGUAAUUCAGUUUAGUGGAUAAGCAAAGCCUUCUGCUUGGAUGUGGUCAGAAAGAGGAGAGUGAACUGCUGUGGUUUGUGUCCUUUACCUACUCCUGUCCUCUGCUUGGCAGAGAAGUCCCUCAGGGGUCAAAAUCAAAGUUUGGAGCAACCCCAGAGAGGGCUUUUACGCCUGUGUCCCACUGCUUACCUCUAUUCUGUU
Sturnus vulgaris (Common starling) is the source of this 5035-nucleotide messenger RNA. The record is from RefSeq and is a predicted model, not a curated record. NCBI's taxonomy places the organism in Eukaryota, Metazoa, Chordata, Aves, Passeriformes, Sturnidae.